Messenger RNA from Spirometra erinaceieuropaei, 1946 nucleotides. NCBI's taxonomy places the organism in Eukaryota, Metazoa, Platyhelminthes, Cestoda, Diphyllobothriidea, Diphyllobothriidae. The record is from the annotation of a GenBank genome assembly.
AUGGAUCUUCGAAUCGCCUUCGCUGACUCGCGCCCAUCUGGUGCACCGCAGGAGACCGCCGGCAUACGGUAAUGUCGUAAGCCAUUGGCAAAUCCGAGUCGUUCUUCCACUGCCAAACAAAUUCGUGGCCCACAGUGGAGUUCGGCCGGGUCGGCACAUCAAAUAGCCCUAUUCAGGGACAGGGCACUGCUACUCUUCGGAGGGGGUCUGGAAAAGCUGGCCUAAAAUUGCUGGGGAACCAGGUCGUCUGCAGGCGCACCGUGGUCGUAGACGCAAAACUCACGGUCGAAACAAUCAAAAUCGAAACAACAACAACCAUACUCAUUCUCCUCAUCCUACCUCUUCUUCCUCUUUCUCUGCGUAUUCUUCUGCCUAUUCUUCUUCUUCGUCACCUUUUUCUCCACCUCCUUCCCGUCGCCCCACUCGUUGUCACCAGACUGGCAGGGUGAGUCCGCUCACUCUGGCAACCUGGAAUGUCCGUUCCCUUUUAGACAAUCCAAGGAGCAACCGACCGGAACGGAGGACGGCGCUAGUAGCCCGGGAGCUGGCGCGCUACAACGUGGACAUCGCUGCACUCAGCGAGACCCGAUUCUCCGAGCAAGGCCAACUGGAGGAGGAAGGUGCCGGCUACACCUUCUUCUGAAGUGGUCGGCCCAGGGCAGAGCGACGAGACGCGGGUGUCGCCUUCGCCAUCCGGAACGACAUCGCGGGACGCCUGCCCUGUUUGACGCAGGGCAUCAAAGAUCGCCUGAUGAGCCUCCGUCAGCCUCUCCGCGCUGUGGGCGAAUUCGCCACCAUCAUCAACGCCUACGCUCCGCCGAUGAUCAGCCACGUUGCCGCAAGAGACAAAUUCUACGGGGACCUACACGCACUCCUGGCGACUGUGCCGAAAGCGGACAAAAUGGUUGCCCGCGGUGACUUCAACGCCCGCGUCGGCACAGACCAAACUGCCUGGAGAGGAGUGCUGGGUCCCCACGGUCUCCGCGGCUCCAAGGACAACGGCCUGCUCCUCCUCCGCACCUGCGCAGAACACCGCCUCAUCCUGACGAACACCUUCGUCUGUCUGCCGGUCAGUCAAGCCAGUCAAGCAUUCGGCCGCCUCCAAAGCACAGUCUGAAAUCGCCACGGAGCACGAAGCUGAAGAUGUACAAGGCCGUCAUCCUGUCGGCGCUGCUGUACGGAGAGGAGUCAUGGACAGUGUACCCAAAGCAGGCAGCCGAAUGAACAACUUCUACCUCAGUUGUCUUCGCCGCAUCCUGAGGUCGAGUCGGCAGGAUCGCAUCCCCGACACUGAUGUACUGGAACGGACGGGAAUCCCCAACAUCUACACCAUGCUGAGACAAAUGCAGCUGCGCUGGAGCGGCCACCUGGUGCGCAUGGGCGACGAGCAACCACGCAAACGACUCUUCUACGGAGAAGUCGCCACGGGUUCUCGCCGUCAAGGAGGCAAAAUUCGUCGAAACAGGGAUACUCUGAAGUCCUCCCUGAAGUGCCUACAAGGUAACCCGACAACCUGGGAAGACGCCGCCUGCGAUCGACCGACAUGGAGGAGGACAGUGAAAACAGGCGCUGCGAUCUACGAAGUUAACCGCAUCGCAGCCGCCAAAGUGAAACGCGAAGCCCGCAAAUCACAGCUGCGCCCAGUACGCAACUCCGACGCACAACCGCAUCCAACGUCUCCUCGAUGUCAACGGACAUUCUGGGCUCGAAUCGGACUUGUUGGCCUUUUUCGGAUCAACUGCGCCUCUCGAACUGCACCCAAUAUCGUCCCCUCGCCCGCCUCUUUCUUGUCCUCUCCGCCUCCAAAUAACUCUGACAAUUCUUCUGUACCACCACUUCCAAACUCCUCCUUCUCCUCCUCCUCCUCAUCCUCCUCCUCUACCUCCUCCUCCUCCUCCGCCUCGUCCUCCUCGUCCAGCCAUAACACGGCUGGUUCAAAACAGUGA